Protobothrops mucrosquamatus (brown spotted pit viper) is the source of this 518-nucleotide messenger RNA. RefSeq names its product protein NKG7-like. Gene Ontology annotation, cellular component: plasma membrane. The coding region runs from base 1 to 483 and encodes 160 amino acids. The record is from RefSeq and is a predicted model, not a curated record. The transcript is spliced from 4 exons. NCBI's taxonomy places the organism in Eukaryota, Metazoa, Chordata, Lepidosauria, Squamata, Viperidae.
AUGAAUGUCCUGCAGUUUGCUGCUACGUUCUUUUCCUUCAUCAGCCUUCUGUUCCUGCUUGCUGCUUUGGGUUCAGACUAUUGGAUAGUGGAUUCCAGCAAACAUCUUGGUCUAUGGAAAUUUUGUGAUCAUGGAACAUGUUACUCACUAGGUGUGAAAUCAGUGUCAGCCUUUAUACAUGCCACCCGAACCUUUAUGUUUCUGGGGAUGAUCUCUGGAGCUGUCUCUCUCGUUGGGCUUUGCACCCUGAAUGGAAAAUGCAGUCUUGCCAAUAUCGGUAUCUCAGCAGGCUGGAUCGCAUAUAUUGGCAGCUUUAUUGCAGGCUUCUGCGUCAUGAUUGCCAUGUCCAUUUUCACAGGAGAGUUUGGUCUCACAAACCAAUAUGGAUGGUCUUUCGGCUUAGGCUGGGCCUCUUUUCCAUUGUACCUUCUAACUGGUUCUCUUCUUUAUAAAUUGCAUAAGAGUACAGCAACAUCAGCAUAGGAGAAAUAUGGUACUGCCUUUGGAGAUGACCAGUG